Messenger RNA from Filobasidium floriforme, 1530 nucleotides. RefSeq lists its product as uncharacterized. Bases 1 to 1266 code for a protein of 421 amino acids. Lineage: Eukaryota; Fungi; Basidiomycota; Tremellomycetes; Filobasidiales; Filobasidiaceae. Gene Ontology annotation, biological process: regulation of DNA-templated transcription. Gene Ontology annotation, molecular function: sequence-specific DNA binding; DNA-binding transcription factor activity. The transcript is spliced from 3 exons. The record is from RefSeq and is a predicted model, not a curated record.
AUGACGAGAUUGUGGCCUGCAAAGAAUAGGGGAAGGACCAGCAAGAAGACCACCAGUAAGAUCGAGGAGAUGAGCUACGUUCCUACGAUUGAAUCCUUACAGACCGGGACCGGAACAGAGACGAAUCGGAAGGUUAGCACAAGCCGAGCGGCUUUUCUGCCGAACCUCUACGAGGUCCUUGCCAACCCGGAAUACCACGACAUCAUCCAUUGGGAUGAGACCGGCGAGAUCGUGGUCGUACAGGACGCCCUAAGGCUGUCCACAGAGCUAUGUCCUGUUGUCUGGCAACAGAAGGACGUCUAUAGCUGGUCUCGACAGAUGAACAUCUGGAGGUGGAAACGGAUCGAAAGCUACGAGAAGGGAGAACGGGGUUCCCUUGGGACUAAAUCAUCGAGGUGGAAGCACGACACCCUAGAUCGAUGGUCAAGGCCCGAGGACCUCGCUCAGGUCUCCCGGAAGGUCCCUCCCAGGGCUGGUACCGGUUCCAUCAAGAAACGGCCAACGAAGUCCGCCCGUCACGUUGAAGGCGAUACAAGUCAGCCUUCUUGUUCACCAGUCUUUCCGGACUACCUCGAACUUGACACCGAAGGUUCUUUCGUGCCGUCUUCACCAAUCUCACCAGCCUACUCUGUCGUCUCGCCCGUUGUCUGCGUCGAAUCCAUUCCCGGCACUCCGCAAUUUACUCCCUCGACGACCGCUGCAACCACACCGACGGCAACACCAACGGCUUCGCGAGCCUGCACCCCCUUUCUCUCUCCCGCUGCGACACCUUCUCCGGCGCAGGUGUUCAGAUCAACACCUCUCCCACAAGUUUCCGGUUUGCAAGGGCAGUACUUCUUCCGAGGGUCCCCCGUCAUGACGUCCACGCAACCACCUCACCUGUCCUGGAGUUCUAUACAACAACCUCACUCCUGGACAUCAUCAAGAGGUACUUCUUCGUAUUCACCAUAUCCGCAGACGCCACGGAUGUCCAUGGCAACUCCACGUAGUACGGUCGGACCUUCCCAUUUGCGACAGUCCUAUGUGCAGCAACACCAGCAGCAGGACAUAUUCGGUUCCUAUGGGCAGCAUUACCGACAACACGAUCAGCCGCAAGAACGUCAUCAGCCGGUGGUACUCGAUGUCGACCUUCGUCAACUUGGUCUGGCCGAUGGAGUCACCCAAGCCCAAGUCGAAGGGCUCGCGGCAACUGCAGCGGAGGUCAAGGUAGAGGACAGACCGUUUGACGGAUUCGAGAUGAUAUGGGGCGAAGGGAAUCUAUUCUAGGGUUAUUCUUUCGGAUGGUAGUUUUGGAUGCUUACGAUCAACUAGUUGUAUUUAGGGUUAAGGAUCCUCUUCACUGUAUCACCGCCGGCUGCCACCACUGUACCUGUACUCUCAAUUAUGCGAACCGACCGAUCAAAUGACAUGUACGAUUUGAGCAAUCGCGAUUACUACAACGGACAAAGCGAGGACAUAACAUCGUAAAGAGAUCGUAAAAAAGGGACAUAUAUGAGCGUGAUCGAUACUCAGAAGCCGACGUCGUUCCAG